UAUAAAUACACAAGUUUUCCAGCAUCAGAAUCCAAACAGCUUUUUGGUAAAACGAGGGAGCAAAAAUUGGGAAGUAGCAUCAUGGGGUCAGAAAGAGAGUGUCAACUUCCUCUACCUGUUGUUGAUUUCUGUGAUGAAAACCUCAAACCUGGUACUGACACAUGGGUUUCCGCUUGUGAUGUUGUGAGGGGUGCAUUAGAGGAUCAUGGUGGAUUUCUAGCACUCUACAACAAGGUUGAUCCACUGCUCUAUGACUCUGUCUUCUCUGCAAUGGAACAACUCUUUGAUCUUCCAUUAGAAACCAAAAUGCAACACACCACUGAUAAACCUAUCUAUAGCUAUGCAGGGCAACGCCCUGAUAUUCCUUUGUAUGAAUCCAUGGCCAUCGCCAAUCCGUUGAAUGAUAAAGAUUGUCACGAGUACACAAAUAUUAUGUGGCCACAAGGGAAUGACCAAUUCAGUGAAAGUGUGAAUUCCUAUGCAAAGAAAGUGGUGGAACUGGAUUAUCUUGUUAAGAGAAUGGUGUUUGAGAGCUAUGAAUUGGACAAUAAGAAAUUUGAGUCUUUGCUUGAAUCAACCGAUUAUAUUCUUAGAUGCUACAAAUACAGAACAUCUAAGGGGGGUGAGACCAACUUAGGAGUGCAUCCACAUACAGAUUCUGGCUUCCUAACUAUAUUGAAUCAGAAGUUAAAUGGCUUAGAAAUUCAAUUGAAAGAUGGAGAGUGGCUCAAGGUUGAUGCCUCACCCAACAUGUUUGCUGUCUUGGCUGGUGAUGCAUUCAUGGUAUGGAGUAAUGACAGGAUACGGGGUUGUGUACACCAAGUAUUCAUGAAUUCAAAGGUAGACAGAUACUGUUUGGGGCUACUUUCAUAUGCUGGUAAGGUGAUGGAACCAGAGGAAGAAUUAGUGGAUGAGGAACAUCCUCUUCGUUAUAAACCAUUUGACCAUUAUGGAUAUCUUCGUUUCUUCCUCACAGAAGAAGCUGUAAAAUCUGCUUCUAGGAUCAAGGCAUACUGCGGUAUUUGAGGUGUACAAAAUAUGUAUGAUAUGAAGAAAGUCUUUGUGUGGUUUCUAUGAUGAUGAAUAUAUCAGAAGUUGAAUGUGUGUGUUGGUAUGUUGUGCUAUGUUUGUGGAAUAAAAUCUAAAUUUCUACAGCUUCUAGUUAUGUAUAUGAAAGAAGUUUGUGGUUAUGUAGUAUAUGUUGUGAUAGUACUUAAAUGAAUAAAAAUUUACCCAUGGAAAUGGAAUAUUUCUCUUUAGUU
This is a messenger RNA of Glycine soja, 1262 nucleotides long. Its product is annotated as 2-oxoglutarate-dependent dioxygenase AOP2-like. The record is from RefSeq and is a predicted model, not a curated record. The coding region runs from base 82 to 1026 and encodes 314 amino acids. The transcript has 3 exons. Lineage: Eukaryota; Viridiplantae; Streptophyta; Magnoliopsida; Fabales; Fabaceae. Gene Ontology annotation, molecular function: dioxygenase activity.